AUGACACAGUUGAGGAUAAUGAUGAUAAACAAUAUUGUUGUUUGGUUGGACUGUUAAAGUUCAAAAAUAUUAAAUGAUGAAUAUUGCUUGUCAAGAAAUAUGUCGAACAAUGAAAAACCAUACUAAGUUUAAUAUGUGAAAGGUAUAAUUAUAAUGAUCUUUGUAAGAGUAUAAAGGUAAUUGCUAUAUAAUACAUAGAUAUUAGAAUUAAAAAGCCUUCGAUAAAACCAAAUAAGCAAUUAUAUAAUCUCUUUUUAUUCAAAAGUUUCUAUUUUUAAUUAAAUUGCCUAUGUGA
Molecule: messenger RNA, 295 nt
Organism: Paramecium sonneborni
Lineage: Eukaryota; Ciliophora; Oligohymenophorea; Peniculida; Parameciidae
Source: the annotation of a GenBank genome assembly